This is a messenger RNA of Egretta garzetta (little egret), 651 nucleotides long. RefSeq names its product ribonuclease P and MRP subunit p25 (gene RPP25). NCBI's taxonomy places the organism in Eukaryota, Metazoa, Chordata, Aves, Pelecaniformes, Ardeidae. The transcript has a single exon. Gene Ontology annotation, molecular function: RNA binding. Gene Ontology annotation, biological process: tRNA 5'-leader removal. Gene Ontology annotation, cellular component: ribonuclease MRP complex. The record is from RefSeq and is a predicted model, not a curated record. Bases 1 to 651 code for a protein of 216 amino acids.
AUGGCUGCCGAAGGAGGGGGAGCCAAGCCCAUCGCCCAGUCCAGGAUGGAGAACUUCCGAAAGGUGAGGACCUCGGAGGAGGAGAGCCCCUUGCCCUUCCCUGACCUGCCCCCAGAUGUGGUGGAGAUGAAAGUCAAGGAGGGCAGCAAGAUCAGGAACCUGAUGAACUUUGCCAUGGCCCAGAUGGAGCUGAAGGGCAGCCGGCAGAUCGUCUUCAGUGGCUGUGGCAGGGCAGUCACCAAGACCAUCACCUGCGUGGAGAUCAUGAAGCGGAAGCUGGGAGGUCUUCACCAGGUCACCAAGGUGCGCUACAAAACCUUGAUGGAGGUCUGGGAGAACCAGGACCCGCUGCCUGGUGGCCCGGCGCAGAACCUGACCGUCCACAAGAACGUCCCCUCCAUCUGCAUCCUCCUCUCCCGAGACCCCCUGGAUCCCAACCAGACGGGCUACCAGCCCCCGGAGCCCCAGCAUGAGCUGGGGACACAGCUCAGUGAGGCAGCAGAAGACACGGCCAGCUCCUCCACCAAGAGGCUGAAGCGGCCCCUGCCACCUCCCUGCGAGGAGCUGCUGACCAAGAAGGUUCAGGUACAGGUACCCAACAGCCCAAGGGGCUCGGGGUCCAUGGACCAGCAGCCGGAGCACCACCACUGA